Messenger RNA from Phyllotreta striolata, 1763 nucleotides. The record is from the annotation of a GenBank genome assembly. Lineage: Eukaryota; Metazoa; Arthropoda; Insecta; Coleoptera; Chrysomelidae.
CCGUAAUGAAGUUGUAAUGAGCUCGGAUAAAAAUACGUGAUGUUCUGUUCUUGGGUCUUCCCCACUUAUGAAUUGUUGCAAUCAUGGUCGUCAAUCGCGUAUUCACAUCCAAAUACAAACAACUCCAAUGAAGCCGAUUUCUUACAUCCGAGAUAAUAGCGUUUAAAUUAUUCAGUAUUUGGAAACCGAGGUUCUCGUCCACACGGCAAAUCGGACAAAAAUUCUACAUUUAAACAUCUUAUAUAAAUUAUUUCAUAAUUCGUUGGCUGUAGCCGGUUUGAAAGGUUUCAAGGUUCGCGUCUGCCUAAAUUAACUAAAAUCAUUUUUCGAGUUUCAUCGGCUGAUCGACGAGGAGUCUUGGGAUUGUCGUUUGCAAGAGCUACCCAAAGAUGUUGAUCGCCAUCGCCAUCGCCUGCUUCCUGGCGGCCUGCACGCCUGGCUAUGCUCAAGAUCCUAUAGAUCCUAUAGGAGCCGAUCUGCAGAGCCUAAUAAACCAAGUUUUCACCCCAAAGCCGCCAGCGGGCACGCCCGAACCGCCGCCUAGCACGUCCGCUCCGCCUGAUCCCCCAAUGCCUACCACCGCACAGCCGGUCAUAGAAAGCCACGGAGGCGGCGCCGAAGAUUGCGAAUGCGUGCCCUAUUACCAGUGUAAAAACGGAACAAUCAUCAAAAACGGAGAAGGCAUCAUCGAUAUAAGGAUAAACGAUGGUCCCUGCGACACGUACAUCGACAUAUGCUGUAAAGUUAGCGACAGGGUGAUAGAUCCCAUAACCCCUCCGCCGACGAAGGCGCCCAAAGGGUGCGGCUACAGGCACUCGGACGGCACCGGUUUGAGGAUAACGGGCGACAAAAACGGCGAGGCCCAAUUCGGCGAGUUCCCCUGGAUGGUGGCGUUGCUGAGGGAGGAAGAGAUCGAAGGCAACCCCAUCAAACUGAACGUCUACCAAUGCGGCGGGGCCCUGAUCGGCCCGCGCGCCGUCCUCACGGCCGCCCAUUGCGUGGCGAAGAAGAACAAGAGCUUCAAAGUGCGCAUCGGCGAAUGGGACACGCAGCACGAGAAAGAGAUCUACCCGUACCAAGACAGGGACGUGGUGUCGAUGGAAAUCCACCCGAACUACUACGCCGGCGCCCUCUACAACGACGUAGCGCUGCUGAUACUAAACGCGCCCGUCGAAGCCGCGCCUCACAUAGGCUUCGUGUGCCUGCCCGAGCAGGGCAAGCUCUUCGACUCGGGCAGGGGCUUCGCGACGGGCUGGGGCAAGGACCAGUUCGGCAAGAAGGGCACCUACCAAGUCAUACUGAAGAAGAUCGAGUUGCCGGUGGUGAGGUCCGACGUGUGCCAGGACAAGUUGCGCACCACGCGGCUGGGGCGGUUCUUCGAGCUGCACCAGAGCUUCAUCUGCGCCGGCGGGGAGCCCGGGAAGGACACGUGCAAAGGGGACGGCGGCAGCCCGUUCGUGCUGCCGGAGUCGCCUGACAGCGAUAGGUACGUCCAGGCGGGUAUCGUCGCUUGGGGCAUCGGCUGCGGCGAGAACGGGAUACCUGGGGUGUACGUCAACGUGGCGAUGUUCAGAGACUGGAUUGACGAGAAAAUGCGCCACCACCUUCUCGACACGACUACUUAUCAAUAUUGAGAUAUGUUCUUUUUAAUACUAUUUGUUUUUUAUAAGCCAGAUUUUAAUAAAAAUGUACAGUUUUUACAUUAAAAAGGCUCUUUCAUACAAUUCAGAUACAAUAAAAAAAUAAGUUAAGAAUAUUAACAA